GUUGCAUUAUGCAUGCAUCUGGUUUGAUCACCCGCCACACUGCAAUAAAGCAGGCGGAACUCCGUGGCGAAACAGCAUCUAUAGCUAAGUAUUUUUGUUAUAUUUUCAAAUCUCUUUACAGUUUUUUUAUCCGUGUCUGGCAUUACAAACCUUUACAUACAUGCUAUGUUUGUAAGCAGGGGCGGACUGACAACUCAUGGGGCCCCUGGGCAAUAGGGGAUCAUGGGGCCCCUGUGUCCUUGCCCAAACUCAAAAAAGCUUAUGAAAAAGGUACCAGGGGAAUCUCAUGGGCCCACUACUGACCCCGGGCCCUCGGGCAGUGCCCGAGUUUCCAAAUGGUCAGUCCACCCCUGUUU
Messenger RNA from Staurois parvus, 356 nucleotides. Lineage: Eukaryota; Metazoa; Chordata; Amphibia; Anura; Ranidae. The record is from the annotation of a GenBank genome assembly.